AUGAAAGCAUAUCACGAACUCCUUGAUGAGAUUCAGCGCGACGUCGAACGUUUGCGUGAAGAAUCGGGGGGUGUGCCGUGCCCAUCUAACUGCUUUUCCUGCUGUCGGAACACCGCGACUAUGGCGAUAAGUGAGGUCGAGGCUCGUGACUUAAAGGUCGGAUUGGAAGCACUUCCUGUUGAAAUCCGCUCACAUAUUCGUAGGAAAGCGGAACAGAGCAUCAAGAAAUUGAAGGCGCACGGCUAUGACGCUGAAAACAUAAUGCCGGAUGCUGGCAUGGAAGCUAUUGGGGUCCUAAAAGGCACGCCUGAAGGCGAAUGCCCUAUGCUAAUCGGUAUGGACAAAGCCGUAGAACGGAUACACAAGGCGAUCUCACGCGGUGAGAAAAUCUGUGUCUAUGGCGAUUACGAUGUCGAUGGCACGACAGCGACCGCAUUACUGCUCAACACAUUCCGCCAGAUGGAUGUUCCCAUUGAUUAUUAUAUCCCGAAUCGGUUCGGAGAAGGUUACGGAUUAAGCGAAAAAACCGUAAAAAAGAUACACCAGAAAAACGAAGCGAAGUUACUCAUUACCGUAGACUGCGGUAUCACGGCGGUUAAAGAGGUUGCGUUGGCGAACCAACUCGGUAUAGACGUUAUUGUCACGGAUCAUCACCAACCAGAAGAGGAACAGCCGCCAGCAUACGCCUUGAUUUCACCUAAGAUUCCGGGGAAUGAAUACCCCUACACCGAACUCGCCGGUGUCGGUUUAGCCUUCAAAUUAGCACAGGCGUUAGCAGACGAUACAGCGUUUCUGGAGUCUCAGCUGGAUCUGGUAGCAUUGGGGACCGUCGCAGAUAUCGCACCGCUGACUGGGGAGAACCGCAUUUUGAGCCGUUUGGGGUUAGCAGAACUUGAUAAACGCGAACGCCCCGGAGUUCAUGCUUUGUGCGAAGUCGCUGAACAUAAAAUUGACACACCACUUGAUGGAAACGCGAUCUCUUUUAAGUUAGGACCCCGUAUCAAUGCCGCUGGGCGGAUGGGCACCGCACACAAAGUGGUCGAGCUCUUCACCACCGAUUCCGAGGAUGAGGCAACUCGGAUCGCCUCUGAAGUCAAUGAGGCAAAUAAGAGACGACGAAAACUCGGAAAACAGAUUCAAGACGAAGCAUUGGAAAUCAUUAAAAAAGAGAUAGACGAUGAUACUGUCGGGAUCGUUGUUGCCAGCGACAAGUGGGACGAAAAAGCAGAAGAUGCAGCAAAAGGCAAAGAAAAAGGGGUGGUCGGUAUCGUUGCCGCUCGUCUGAAGGAAACCUUUUACAAGCCCACCGUUGUCCUUGCAAUUGACGGCGAUGAGGCUACUGGAUCUGGACGUUGUAUCGAAGGAAUGAACCUUGCUGAUAGUUUUGUUGCCUGUACCGAAUUGCUUGUGAAACACGGUGGACACCAAGCAGCAGCUGGGUUAACGCUCAAAACAAAAAAUAUUCCCAAAUUCAGGAAGGCUUUCAACGAAUACGCUUCUGAACAUCUCACAGAGGAAGCAUUGCAACCGAAACUCUACCUUGAGUUUGAAACGCGUCUUUCACUUUUGACGUUAGAGACGCUAAAAGAGCUUGAGCAAUUUGAACCUUUUGGCAAAAAUAAUCCAGUACCCUAUUUUGGUACACGACGCGUCAAAGUUAAUGGUGUCCCUACCCAAAUGGGAAAAGAGAAAAACCACCUGCGAAUGUUUGUUAGCGAUGGCACGGUGAAACGAUGCGCGAUUGACUGGGGAUCAGGGGACAAACUUAUCACUUUCAGACGCCCCAAUAUGUCACUCAAUAUCGCCUUUUGCACCCCAAAUCAACGAGUGGCAAGGGACCCGUUCCGUACAACUUAUCCUUGA
Molecule: messenger RNA, 1863 nt
Organism: Geodia barretti
Lineage: Eukaryota; Metazoa; Porifera; Demospongiae; Tetractinellida; Geodiidae
Source: the annotation of a GenBank genome assembly